This is a messenger RNA of Marasmius oreades (fairy-ring Marasmius), 225 nucleotides long. RefSeq lists its product as uncharacterized. The transcript has a single exon. The record is from RefSeq and is a predicted model, not a curated record. NCBI's taxonomy places the organism in Eukaryota, Fungi, Basidiomycota, Agaricomycetes, Agaricales, Marasmiaceae. The coding region runs from base 1 to 225 and encodes 74 amino acids.
AUGAACGUCAUACUCCACCUCCACAGGAAGGAACUCUGGUUCACCUGGCCCCCAACAGUUGAUAACUUGACCAAGUGUUGGAAGGAGCGAAAUGACUGCACUGUCCACAAUCUGGAGUACUGGUUAGGGGUAUUGGAGGGAGGGGAGGCAUUUGUUUUGGAGGAAUACGGCUCUUCAUUCACGAUGCCACCAUUCACUCUCUGUCAUGAACUGAACCAGGAGUAG